UUACUAAGAAGAUGUUUGUUAGAAAAAUUGAAGCAGAGCAGACUCCAAAAUCUCUUCGUCUUUCACUCACUCAUUUCCAUUGGCUCUCAAAUGGAUCGAAUUCACCACAAUUUCAUCGAGGUUGGAGGCUUAACGCUCCAUGUAGCAGAGAUCGGAACCGGUUCCAAUAUCGUCGUCUUCCUGCACGGAUUUCCGGAGAUAUGGUACUCAUGGCGGUACCAGAUGAUUGCUCUUGCUGACGCCGGAUUCCGAGUACUCGCUCCCGAUUACAGAGGAUAUGGACUCUCCGAUUCCCCCGCCGAGCCCUCCAAGGCUUCAUUUAGCGACCUCAUUAGCGAUCUCCUUGGGAUUCUUGACGCUCUCAACAUUCCCAAGGUGUUUGUUGUUGCGAAAGAUUUUGGAGCAUGGCCAGCUUAUUACUUUGCUUUGAAACAUCCUGAAAGGGCAUUGGGAAUUGUCACAUUGGGAGUGCCAUUCCUUCCUCCUGAAUCUGUUAAGAGUGUCCAAAGCAUCAUCCCUGAAGGCGUGUAUACUUUAAGAUGGCGGGAACCCGGACGAGCUGAGGCUGAUUUUGGUCGUUUUGAUGCGAAAACUGUCGUCAGGAAUGUUUAUAUCCUCUUCUCCAAAAGUGAAAUUCCAAUAGCUCAAGAAAAUCAAGAAGUAAUGGACUUAGUAGACCCAUCCACCCCUCUUCCUCCUUGGUUCACCGAGGAAGAUCUAGCAACUUAUGGAGCUCUCUAUGAGAAAUCUGGAUUUGAUACUGCAUUGAAAGUUCCUUAUAGGUCAUUAAAUGAAGAUUGGGGAAUAAAAGAACCAAAAGUUGAAAUUCCAGCACUCUUUAUAAUGGGUGAAAAGGAUUAUGUUUUCAAAUUCCCUGAAAUUGAGGAAUAUGUAAGAAGCGAAAGAGUUAAAGAUUUUGUUCCCAAAUUAGAGAUCAUCUAUAUACCAGAAGGAUCUCAUUUUGUUCAGGAGCAAUCUCCUGAAGAAGUUAAUCAGCUACUACUUACAUUCCUUGCCAAGCAUAUUUCACAGUAAGCACAUUCAACACUCCAAGUUUUAAAUCUUAAUAAACCUGUGACUAGUUCCUUAUCUAUCCAUAUGACUAUUUCUAUAUACUUAUGUUCUAAAAUUCAAUAAAAAGUUACAAUAUGUAUGUAUGUUAUUAUUAUUAUUAUUUUAAGUUCAACAGGGUGGGAGAUUC
Molecule: messenger RNA, 1201 nt
Organism: Benincasa hispida (wax gourd)
Lineage: Eukaryota; Viridiplantae; Streptophyta; Magnoliopsida; Cucurbitales; Cucurbitaceae
Product: epoxide hydrolase 2-like
Molecular function (GO): catalytic activity
Source: RefSeq, a predicted model, not a curated record